AUGGACGCCACAACAAACAGCACAGAAAGCCACACAAAGCUACAGCUGGAUGAGGAGGAAGAGGGCGUGCAACAGCAGCAGCAGCAGCAGCAGCAGCAACUGGAAGCGCCACAGACAACGGCGGCGACAACGGCAACAGCGGCGACCAUCAUUGACAUUCCAGCUGCCGUCGCCUUUGCCUCCUCGAACAGUUCCUUUGCCUGCUCCUCCUAUGACACGGACUGCAGCACGGCGAGCAGCACUUGCUGCACCCGCCAGGGCGAGCACAUUUACAUGCAGCACAAGCUGCCUGCUACAACAACAACAGCAGCAACAUGUUCAUCAGCAACAGCAGCAGCAGCAGCAGCGGCGGCAGCAUCAACAACAGCAGCAGCAGCAACAGCAGCAAACACAGCAACAACAUGCAACAUGCCACCAAUGGAAACAGAUGAGCUGAUGAUGCUCAAAUUCGAGCAUCGCAAACAUUGGCCAUGGUUCAUUCUGAUGAUCUCCGUCAUUGAGAUUGCAAUCUUCGCCUAUGACCGUUACACAAUGCCCGCCCAAAGCUUUGGCCAGCCGGUGCCCAUACCCAGCGACUCGGUGCUCGUCUAUCGACCCGAUCGCCGCCUCGAAGUCUGGCGUUUUUUCAGCUACAUGUUCCUGCACGCGAACUGGUUCCAUUUGGGCUUCAACAUUAUAAUACAACUGUUCUUUGGUGUGCCGCUGGAGGUGAUGCACGGCACGGCACGCAUCGGCGUCAUCUACUUGGCCGGCGUAUUCGCCGGCUCGCUGGGCACUAGCGUUGUCGACUCUGAGGUGUUCCUGGUGGGCGCCAGUGGCGGUGUCUACGCCUUGUUGGCAGCCCACUUGGCCAACAUAACGCUCAACUAUGCGCACAUGAAGUCCGCAUCCACGCAGCUGGGCUCUGUGGUCAUUUUUGUCUCUUGUGAUCUGGGCUAUGCUUUGUAUACGCAAUAUUUUGAUGCCGCUGCCACGCCCACCUUCGCCAAGGGCCCGCAGGUCUCGUACAUAGCGCACUUGACUGGCGCCCUAGCUGGCCUGACCAUUGGCUUCCUGGUGCUCAAGAAUUUCGGCCAUCGGGAAUACGAGCAGUUGAUUUGGUGGCUGGCACUGGGCGUCUACUGUGCCUUCACUGUCUUCGCGAUUGCCUUCAAUCUGAUCAACACUGUGACGGCGCAGCUGAUGGAGGAGCAGGGCGAGGUGAUCACACAACAUUUGCUGCACGACUUGGGUGUAUCCUAAGCAGUUAGCCAAAUACAAAAUAUAUAUAUAUAGUAUAUAUA
Drosophila hydei is the source of this 1283-nucleotide messenger RNA. RefSeq names its product protein rhomboid. Gene Ontology annotation, cellular component: membrane. The transcript is spliced from 3 exons. Bases 1 to 1242 code for a protein of 413 amino acids. Gene Ontology annotation, molecular function: serine-type endopeptidase activity. Lineage: Eukaryota; Metazoa; Arthropoda; Insecta; Diptera; Drosophilidae. The record is from RefSeq and is a predicted model, not a curated record.